GUUGGCGAAAGUACGUUAUUUGAAAUCUUGCGUUUCAACCAAGAAUAAUAUUUAUUUACACGUUAUUUAUUUUAUCUGUGUGGUUGAGUAGAGUUGGUAAUGAUGAACUUUACGAAAUGCGGUUGUAAGGAAAACCGCCCCCCGAUAGCCGGUCGCUCUGUAUGUUCUUGCACAGCAAGUUCAUCAAAAAUGCCAGGUGACAAUUUCAAGAUACCAGCUGUGCCCAGACCUCUCCACACCAGUGCGAAGACAAACCAAAAUGAACCCAAAGAAGCGCCAGGCAAGCUUGAACUGCAGAAACCAAAAGACGAGAAGAAAUCGUGGUCAUUAUCCGACUUCGACCUAGGACGACCACUCGGUAAAGGAAAGUUUGGAAAUGUGUACUUAGCUCGUGAGAAAGUUUCGCACUACGUGGUGGCUUUGAAGGUGCUGUUCAAAAGCCAGAUCCUGGACUCGGAGAUCGAGCAUCAGGUACGACGUGAAGUUGAAAUCCAGUGCCGUUUGCGACACCCAAACAUUUUGAGAAUGUACGGGUACUUUCAUGACGAAAAGAGGAUAUAUUUAAUCUUAGAAUAUGCGAAGCAUGGUGCUCUGUAUAAACUACUCAAGGAACGCGGGCGUUUUGACGAAAAAACUGCAGCCAUUUAUGUUAGAGAUUUGACUAAAGCAUUGAUUUAUUGUCACACGAAAAAAGUGAUACAUCGUGACUUGAAGCCUGAAAAUUUACUCAUUGGACACAAUUGGGAGUUGAAAAUGGCUGACUUUGGCUGGUCAGUGCACUCUCCAUCAUCUCGAAGAAUGACUUUGUGUGGGACAUUGGACUAUUUGUCUCCAGAGAUGAUUGAAGGCAAGCCUCAUAGUUACGCUGUAGACAUUUGGAGCCUUGGGGUCUUGUGCUAUGAAUUACUUGUGGGUCUGCCGCCCUUUGACUCUAAAGAAACCCAUCAGACUUAUAAAAAGAUCCGGUAUGUGAUACUGAAAUACCCAGAGUACAUCUCAGAGAAUGCUAAAGACUUAAUAGGGAAACUUCUAGUGAUUAACCCAGAGCAAAGACUACCUUUGGCCAAUGUCCUGCAACAUUCCUGGAUAACUGAGAAUGCCCCUGAGGGUACUCACCCCCCAGACUUUAAUACUGUCCAAAAACUUGCUUGAAAAUUGUAUAAAUAAUGUAAUUUUUGAAAAUGUGUUGUAUCAUAAUUACUAUGAAAUUAUGUCAAUUUCUUUAUUAUAUCUUGUAAUUUAAUUUUAAAAAAUUAUAACAUUUGGUACACAGCACAAAGACUUGAAAAAAGUGACUGAACAAUUUUAGAUAAUUUAUUUCAUUCAAAGACAAUCAUGUUAUAACUAGCAUAAAUAAUUUUAUUAGUUUUAAUACAUUGUUUAAUUGUA
Molecule: messenger RNA, 1389 nt
Organism: Pectinophora gossypiella (pink bollworm)
Lineage: Eukaryota; Metazoa; Arthropoda; Insecta; Lepidoptera; Gelechiidae
Exons: 1
Coding region: 100-1152 (350 amino acids)
Biological process (GO): regulation of cytokinesis; protein phosphorylation; mitotic spindle organization
Cellular component (GO): spindle pole centrosome; spindle microtubule; spindle midzone
Molecular function (GO): ATP binding; protein kinase activity
Source: RefSeq, a predicted model, not a curated record